Suillus plorans is the source of this 1673-nucleotide messenger RNA. Its product is annotated as chorismate mutase. Gene Ontology annotation, cellular component: cytoplasm. The transcript has 5 exons. Lineage: Eukaryota; Fungi; Basidiomycota; Agaricomycetes; Boletales; Suillaceae. The record is from RefSeq and is a predicted model, not a curated record. Gene Ontology annotation, biological process: chorismate metabolic process; aromatic amino acid biosynthetic process. The coding region runs from base 479 to 1366 and encodes 295 amino acids. Gene Ontology annotation, molecular function: chorismate mutase activity.
GUUGGGCUUAGAUAAGCGCCACGCUUAGCAUCUAGCAGAGCGUCGCGAAGCAGACCACAUUCUUAGCACCUGCUGCAGUCACCCGUCUCCUAGGAUAAGAGUCUGUUAGCUAGGGCAAGAGGAACGCUAAGAUGGCGGGACCCUUUUCGGCCGUUUCAGAACCGAAAGAGAAUGAUGGCGUCUCCGUGCAGAGACGAUGCCGUACUAAUAAAUCCACGGUCGAAACAUCAUCUGAGAGGGUUGUUGAUCCAAUAUUCAGCGCUUUGAUCACUUUUUAAUAUAAGUAGACUAGAGAGCACGUAGCAUGUCUAGAAACCCCCCAGUGCGGUUAGUUUAGUCUGACAACGGAAAUCUGUGUUCUUAGCGUGGAAGUAACCCGUUUCAUCCGAGUCAUACUUAAAACCGUACCACGUCUCGGCAGCCUUCCGCAUCCACCGCACCCACAACCCUCCUCUUACCCGAACACCCAUCUCUCACCAUGUUGUCCCAAAAUUUCAUGCUAGAGAAAGAUCCUUUGUCUCUUGAGCGGAUCCGUCAAAUUUUGGUCCGCCUUGAAGAUACCAUCAUAUUUGAUUUGAUAGAGCGGGCGCAGUUCGCUCACAACCCCCGAAUCUACAUACGUGGCUCCUUUGAGGAACUGAGGGAUAUGGAAUUUGAUGGAAGUUGGCUCGAGUGGUUCUUGAAAGAGAUUGAAACUUUCCAUGCUAGAGCUCGUAGAUAUACAAGCCCAGAUGAAUACCCUUUCACGUCCAAUCUCCCUGCCCCAGUACUGUUACCCCUGGCUUUCCCCAAAAUACUAUAUUCAAACACUAUCAAUGCAAAUCCAUCAAUUCUGUCCUUCUACACUCGUUCCAUUGUUCCGCGGAUAACAAGGCGGGCAACUCUGGCCCUAGCAGCGAUUAAGCGCUCAAAUGGGAUUAUUGGAGAUGAAGAAUACGAGGACGAUGGUAAUUACGGCAGCGCAGCUACAAUAGACGUUGAAGUUCUGCAGGCAAUUAGUAAACGCGUGCACUAUGGAAAAUUCGUUUCUGAAUCAAAAUUCAUUGCAAACCCCGCUGCCUUCAUCCCCCACAUCCUAACGCCUAACCGAGCCGCACUCGAGGCGUUGAUUACGAAACCGGAGGUAGAGCGCAAGCUGCUUCAGCGUUUACGCAAGAAAGCUGCCAUAUACGCACAAGAAUUCAGCGCCGAUGGUGACGCUAUAAUCAACUCUCAUUUGAAUGGUAGUGCAAAAAUUGAUGUUGAUGGUGUGGUGGAGUUGUACGAAAGCUAUAUCAUCCCUCUAACAAAAGAGGUCGAGGUCGAUUAUCUAUUGCACAGAUUGGAUGGGUUGUCACAGGAAGAGAUCGAUGCUCUCACUGCAUAGUAACGAAUCGCAUGGUUGGCUUUAUGAACCCAACUUACUUACGCCGAAUGACCCGCCUGCCUACCUUGAGGUACUACCAUACAUAAUCACAAUAUUCUUUGUUUUUGUUUUUCUAUCGGUUAUGUAUAUCUAGGGUUGUUGUCGCUUCCUGCCGACAUGCGUAUUUAUCUUGUGGUAUUCCACCACCUUUGGGAUUGGACAUCUGGUCGUGGGUUUUUUGUGGAUCUUAACUGGAAAUGACGAGGUGGAGAUCUGAGGUUAUUUCGAGAAGAGAAACCUGUUCAUUGGUGGAUGCCGCAGCAGCAGG